AUGGACCAGCAAGAACAAAGUUGUAAAAGGCAUGACUUUUUGUUGCUACCGGCCAACGAGGCGUUCAUGAGGACCUGUCUCUCCUGCGGAUUAAUCGAGGACUUUGAACUAUCACAACAAAAGCAACAGGUUGAUCCAUGGGAAGGCUGGCUUAGAGCUGAGGUUCAGCCACUGUCAUGGCCACAUUGCGUUCAAUACCCCGAGACUGUUGAAGCGACCCUUGUGAAGGCAGCGACUGGAGACAGGGAAUUCUACAGCUACCGUCCAAACAUGCAGACUUCGUUUCAAAGCGAAGCUCAAAGAGAGGGAAACCCUUACGUCUACACUGAUCUACCCAAGGGCUCCUGGAUUCGACUACUGGAACUAUCACCCGGCAGCAGGCUCGAUACACUCAGUGGGCGGCUUUUCCAGGUACCGUGGGAGCAAGAAACAUGUCCUCCAUAUUCAGCACUGUCCUAUACUUGGGCAGAUGAUAAUGGUGAUGCCUCACCUUCGAAUCUGAUAUUCCUCGAUGGAGAACAGAAGGUUAUGCGCAUUACACGAAACUGUGAUCGGGCCUUGCGAAGCCUGCGCCAGAAACACCAGUCAGUUCUACUAUGGGUCGAUUCCAUAUGCAUUAACCAGUUAUCUCCGUCAGAAAGGUCGCACCAGGUCGGCUUGAUGAAGACCAUAUACUCCAAAGCAACUGCUGUUCAUGCAUACGUAGGAGAGAUGGAAUGUGGAGACGACUCGACAGGGACGGAAGCCAUGGCUUUGUUACAUGAUAUUCAAGUGAAUGGCAUAUGUGAAAUCCUGUUUCAUGGGAAAACAAGCAACAUUUCCGUUCUCAAUAAAUUCUUCGGAAGGCCCUACUUCGCUCGGUUAUGGGUUGUCCAAGAGCUUCUGCUCGCUCAAUCCAUUACUAUACAUUGUGGAGAGGCCUCACUCAAGGUUACCAACGAGUCCAUGUCGCAGCUGUACGAACAAGGUGUCAAUGUUCCUUCGUGGGUGCGAUUUGCUGGAAAGGCCAGGUCCAACGCAGAGCAGGCCCCUUUGGACCUGAGAGAUCUUCUUGCCGCAACCAGUGUCUGUCGUGUCACAGACCUACGUGACAAGAUAUUUGGGUUACUAGGUCUUAUUAGCAACGAUCAGGCUUCAGAGCUCAGUCCUGACUACGAACUGACGGUCCGUGAGGUUUACAUUGGAGUCGCUGCAUACCUCAUGCAAAAUGGCCAUUGUUGCGAUAUUAUUCAGCACGCCAACCCCUACUGGGAUAGGAACUGGUUUGUUAAAGACCACCGAUAUUGCAACAAUGAGUAUGGGAUUCCGCCUUGGGUCCCUUUUUGGGAUACAGAUGUACCGCUUCAAGCUUCUGAAGGCAUCUACAGACAAGUCGAACAGAUCGAACUAGACAGCAAAUGUCUUCUUAAGCGGGAAGCACUUUUUGACUGUUGUACAAUACGUAUCAUAGGUGGCUGGCCUCAUGACAGGAACUCAGUGUGCGACCUAGGAGCAAAAUCUUGUAAAAUGGUAGACGCUAAAUCGGGCUUUCUUACAACCAGGAUAGAGACAGUUUUACAACUCGAUUCUUCGUUUGAGUCUGUUCUUACUGUUCGCUGGGAGCUUGAUCAAUGGGCAGACGGCGAGUAUUUCACAGGGUUCUGGAAUCUGAAGGAUGGUGUCAAACUUGCCAUUAGGAGUUUUGCAUGGGCAUUGAAGUGUACAGUCUCCAACGCAGAUGUUCAUCUGAUCCGAGUCGAGGGGUGUACUGCUUUGUUCUUGGCACAGCAGACUUCUGAUAGCCGAAAAUAUCGCCUGAUCGGCUCUUGUGUCGCAGCUAUAGUCUGUCCAACACCUGAGUCCAGGCCCGCUGAGAUCCUUAAGCCAGGUGACCUGCAUCGCUAUCUACGGUUCACACCUCUUGCGGUCGAAAUGAUUGAGUUCGUAGCAAAGUGGAGGAACCAAGUCCUCGAGCUCACAAGGUCAGACUUGAAACGUACGGAAGAAAUUUUAUCAACCGAGGGCCAAAGUUGCGACUAUUCCCUCGCAGACAAGACCGAGACAACGCACCCAAGUUGGAGAAGCUGGAUUCCUUUCUUAAGCUUGGAAACCAGGAAAAUGUUAGAGGAUGAUUCAGAGCUACAGAAGCAACUUCCAAAUCUCGUGAACUUCUGGCACAAGGCUCAUGACUUACAUACGACAGUUCGAGAAUGGACAAAGAGUGCCUUGCAGGUGUCAGACCACAUUCGCAUUCUGUGGUGGUAUCAAUUUCCACGGGACGUGAGAAAGGUUCUAGAAGAUCUUAUGGAGAAGUCGCGCGAGUUGGGAGGAGUGUUUGGGACGAUUACAGGGGGCAGGCCUAUCCUUCAGAGCCUGCACCAUCUUUGGGCCCUACUCGACCACCUAGCAAACUGCGAGGUGAGAUGGGCUGACAGUGACCUUCUAAGCUACCCAGGUGCAUUGGAGGGGUUCUUUGACGACUAUGACCGUCUUCUGAUAGCGUUGGAAGAAGAUCAAUUGCUCUUAGAUCAGGUUUUUCCACUAGACCUCAAAGAUAUACACCCUAAGUAUAGCAGUAUCAAGGAAACUAUAAGAUGGAAACCUGUAUUAGAAGGACUGGUAAGAGAGAACUCAGAACAAAAAGAGAUAUAUUUUGUAUAG
This is a messenger RNA of Fusarium fujikuroi IMI 58289, 2640 nucleotides long. Its product is annotated as related to heterokaryon incompatibility protein het-6. The coding region runs from base 1 to 2640 and encodes 879 amino acids. The record is from RefSeq and is a predicted model, not a curated record. The transcript is spliced from 2 exons. NCBI's taxonomy places the organism in Eukaryota, Fungi, Ascomycota, Sordariomycetes, Hypocreales, Nectriaceae.